This is a messenger RNA of Episyrphus balteatus (marmalade hoverfly), 4529 nucleotides long. It is a transcript of the gene side, whose product is annotated as hemicentin-1. The record is from RefSeq and is a predicted model, not a curated record. Bases 1579 to 4110 code for a protein of 843 amino acids. The transcript is spliced from 18 exons. Gene Ontology annotation, molecular function: protein binding. Lineage: Eukaryota; Metazoa; Arthropoda; Insecta; Diptera; Syrphidae.
UACUUUUUAGUUUAGAUUCGAGGGUUGAUUUGGUCGGUUCGUUCUAUCGGAUGCAUCGGGGGCGCCAGCAAUUUUUUUCGUGUAUAAAUAAAAAAUAAAAUUAUUAUAUCUCAGUGAGCGCAUAGUGAGUGGGAAUUCGUUUUUCUAUAUAUUUUCAUUCACUCACUGUCAAAAGUGCAAUGUGUCGGUAUAAGACAUACUGACUUCUUCCAAAACCAAAAAAAAAAAUACAUAACAAAUAAAUUUUCAAAUUGAAAAUAAUGUUUAUAACGAUUCCAUGAGAGCAAAAUAAUAACAACAAAAAGUCAACAGCACCAUUAAGCGGGAGCUGCUUCUGCUACUCUGGUAAUGGAUACAGAUACAGUUUUAGCAAUAAAUUGUGAUUAAUGAUAAUUUGUUUUCUCUCUGCAUUUCUCUCUGUGUACUAUAAGUACGCGAAAUAAUUUUUGUGGAUUAAGUUUUUUUCAAAAAAAAAAAGAAAUAAAUAAAUUGCGUGUGUCGUUUUCGAAAAAUAUGCGUUUUCUACCCCAAAUGAAAGUUUUUCACUACCAGACCUACUCCAACUUUCCCUUUUCACUUCAUCUGCCGUCGCUAUUUCAUUUCAAAUAAAAUCAAACAAAAAAAAAAAAUAAAUUUAAUUGAAUUAGUGGAAGUUUUGAAAUCAGUUUUUUUUUUCAAAAAUUACGUAAAAAUUGUUUAUGGGAAUUCGUAACGGUAACGUGUUGGCGGAAGAGGAUAAUCUUUACAUUAAUUUGAAUAAUUAUUAUUUGUGUUUUCACCGGUAAUUGCGAGCGAGUGAAAAACGAGGUCAUCCAUAACCCAGUUGCAAUAUAAUAAUAAUUUUCAUUAAAUCAUCUUUACUGGAUUAAUUAUAUUGGACUAUCAAUAAAUUGCAUUGCACAAUGUGGAUAUUAAAAUAGCAGCAACUUCUGGUUUGUCGACCAGUUGGAAAUUGAUUUAAAAUGUCCCAUGAAUGUUAUUAUGUCGUUUGGAUGGCAAAGGAAAGUUUUGAUCAGCACGAUGUGUCAAGAACGACAAUUUGAGAACAACAACAAUAACAACGUGAAUUCUAUCCCAAGGCAAAAAGUCCUUUGUGUGGGUCGAACACAAAAGGAAUGAUUGUUUUGUGCGGUUUAAUGCGAAGAUAAAAGUGAAACAAAAAAAAAAGUAAAAAGCCUAUUGAAAGCGCAAACAUGUUAAGUGAUAGUAUAAAUUCUCUUCCUUUUAAUUUUAUAUUUUGUCUUACGUUAAAGUUAUGUCCCAAAUUGUUUCCCAUCAUAAAUGAAAAUAAUGGAAUUAGAGCUUAAUCCUUGUUAAGGAAAGUAAAAAAUUAAAUCCCUCUAAUGAAUUAAUUGACUGUAGGAAAGUUUACAAAAAAAAAAUAAAAGAAAAAAAACAUAUCAAAAGAAGUUAUAAUCGGCUUUCCAAAAAAAAAGUGCUUUUAUGUGAAGAGAUGAUGUGUGAUCAAACAAUUUAAAGGCUUUAUAAUACUUAAAAUACUACCAAAAAAAAAGAAACAAUUACAACGAAGCUUUCAAGGAUAAGAAUCCAUCCCAUCCAUGUGUUGUACUAUGAAAAAUGGGAACAAAUCAAAAUUCAAUACUUACAAAAUGUCUUUGGAGUAUCGUUUCCCAGCAACUAGUUCUUUUAACUGUACUCACGUCUUUGGCUGGAAGAACGGGAUGCGACGAUACACAGGAUUUCCAAAAGAACAUUCCAGCACGACUUGUGUGGGCGGCUGUGGGAAAGAGCGUAGAUCUUCCGUGCGAUUUAACCCCACCCACAGAACAGGAUUCUGUGAAACUACUUCUGUGGUUCAAGGACACAACCGGAAUUCCCCUCUACAGCUUGGAUUCACGCGGAGGAAAUGUCAAAUUAGCACCACAUUCAGCAAUAGCUAGCGAUUUGGGGCAACGAUUGUUUUUUUCAAUCGGCGACGACCCCAAAGAUUCAAGAUUGCAGAUUAGCGACGUCAAGACAUCCGAUGGCGGCGUCUACCGUUGUAGGAUAGAUUUUUUUAAUUCACCAACACGAAACUUUAGAAUAAAUUUAACUUUAGUAGUUCCUCCGGACGAACCUCGUAUAUUCGAUGCACAGGGUAAGGAAAUAUCCCAAGUGGCCGGUCCGUUCAGAGAAGGAUACGAACUUUUUUUAUGCUGCCAAGUUAAGGGAGGUCGGCCUCCACCAAAGGUUACGUGGUGGAGAGAUGAUAAGGAAAUGAUUGGAGCCAGUCACUCAUCUGUAGAAGAAGGUGUUGCGGUGAUGGUAAAUCAACUACUAAUUGGAACAGUGACGAGAGAGUAUUAUGGUUCGAAGAUACAAUGCAGAGCUCAGGGAACAAGGCUCAUACCUCCAGUAGAAAAAGAUGUCACUAUACAAGUUCAUCUGAAACCAGUGCGAGUGAAAAUUAUAACGCCCAAUGACCUACUUACAGCUGGACAUCCUGUGCCUUUGCGAUGUGAAUCGUGGGGAUCAUAUCCCGCAGCGAAAAUAACAUGGUUGCUUGAUGGAGAACCUAUACGAAGUGCUGACGUUACCGUACAUAGUGAUAGAGAGGAUUCUAAUCUAACCACAAGCAUAUUAACGUUAAAAGUAACUUCGGAAAAUGAUAACUCAGAGCUCACGUGUCGUGCAUCGAACCCCUGGUUUUCUGGAGGUGCUAUAGAGGACAAAAGGAUAAUCCGAGUUGCAUAUCCACCAAGUGUAUCGGUGCAUUUGGCAAACGAAGAUCCCAGUCGGGUGGUUACAAGGGCGGAGGGACAGAAUGUCACAUUUAAGUGCAGAGCUGAUGCAAGACCACCCGUGUCGACUUAUUCAUGGUUCAAAAACGGAAUGCGAAUGUCUGGGGAAAACUUGGAAAUAUUACAUUUGACAAUGUUGGAACGAGAAAGCGCAGGUUCUUAUGCAUGUGGAGCAACGAAUACCGAAGGAGAAACCAGAAGUUCUAGUCUAACGUUAAAAGUGCAAUACUCUCCAAGAUGCAAGCCUGGCACAGAACAAACCUCAGUGGGUGCUAUAAAUAUGCAUUCCAUAUCUGUCAAAUGUGAGGUAGAUGCCGAUCCAUCAGAUUCAGUUAAAUUCAGUUGGACAUACAACAACACAAGAAAUGUAUCUCCGGUUUUGAAUUCAAGAAUUCUAUCGAAUGGAUUGGUGAGCACAAUGACAUAUCUACCCCAAACCGAUUCCGAGCUAAUAACACUUGCCUGCUGGGCUAGCAAUGCUGUUGGACGUCAAACGACGCCCUGUUUGGUUCAUAUUCUGCCUGCCAAUACACCUGAGGCCCCGAAGGGAUGUGAAUUGCGUAACGAUACAUUCUUGGAGGUUGUUUGCGUUGCUGGCAGUGAUGGAGGCCUCCUGCAACACUUUCUUCUCGAGGUUAUCGGGGGAAAUCCAAUCUACUCGAGCGACACAACAAGAACUUUCACCGAACCUGAAACCAACGAUAAUGAGAUUUCAACGAUGAAUGAUCAGGCAACGCUUGCUCCACUGUUUCGUAUGCAAGAAUCUAACCCAAUGUUUCGAUUAAAUAAUCUUGAGCCAGGAAGGGAAUAUCAAUUCUUAGUCUAUGCUGUUAAUGCCAAAGGAAGAAGUGAGCCGCCAGUAGUUAUCGAAAGAGUUCGAGUUGCCGCACAAUUGGGACCAUACGACGAAACAAUCCUAUCGGAGGAUCCGACCCCAGCUGAAACAACACAUCAGGGCAAUGAGAAGCAAUCAACUUUACUUAUACUGGCUGCUGUGGUAGCGAUAGGCGCCGUUAUAGUUACGUCAAUUAUAGUUGCUGGAAUUGUAGUCGUUUGCAAACACCGGCCGAGACCACCUGAGCCCCAGGACGUCCGAAAGAGUAUGAGACCCGCCCGCACGGAUGUCCCUUCGAUGUACAUAGAAGAAGACGAAUUUAAUGAUGAGGAAAAUCCCAGACCGGCGGACAUAAGACACAGCAGAGUUGUCGGACCGAGGAGCAGCACCAGUAGUCAUCAUUAUGUCUCCGAAGGAUUUAUCCAAUAUCCGCAACCGAGUCUGAACGGUAGGUGGAUGACUGAUGUAACAUGCGAAAGACUUGACGGUUGCAUCUUGUAUAGUUUCUGGGAAACAAGUGAAGAUUCUUCCUAAAAGGAUGUGUAAAUUAAAUCAUAUAAAUAAUAAUUUGAAUGUGCUUUAAAACAAACACGUGCUUUCGAGUACCUCUGCUCUUCAAAUUAAACUAAAUCUCAUCUCAUUGAGAAAAAGACGUGUAUAUAUUGCAGACCCGGAUCUAAUAUUAUCGCGAGGAGAAAUAGAAUUCACCACUCUCGAUGGACACUGCAAGUAAAAAAGAAAACAAAAAAUACUUAACACAAAAUGCAGCUUCUCUCUGUUAACACAUACUUCGAUAGUAUUAGACUGCGUGUUUGGUUCUUAAGGAAUAGAAAAAAAUAUAGAUUUUAAGAGAAGAACUUCGAAUGUAUUUACCAGGUGCAUAUUGUGCUUUUUGUUAUUAAAUAUCAAUAUGACGUAUACUUUAGCAAUACUUAAAUAAAAAAAAAAAAAAA